UUACAGCUGUAGUCCUAUAGGGGCUGUAUUAGGAUUCUUAACGAGUCUUUUUAGGUCAAGACUUUUCCUUCGGGACGCCUUAGAACUGCGGCAAGCAGACCUAUAAGAUCCAGUUUGCAGUAUGCACAAAUACAGGCCCACUGGCUGCAGGCGGGUUGAAACAAUUCGCUGCCUCAUGCAGCUGUAGCGGGGGCUCGGAGCAUGUAGAGCCGGAAGGUGCUACUCUGUCCUACUGUUGAAUGCGUGCUGUCGGCUGAACGAAGAGCUGGGAACUAGAGACAGGAGAGCGGAGAAAUCUGACCACCGGGACGAGACCAGAAAGAAAAAAGGUGGAGGAUGGACACACGCCGGACCGCGGUCACUUCAGUCCCCGAGGUCAGCAGCGCUGCCUCCGCCGGGUUGUGACUCUCCGGGCUCCGCGGAGGUGUUCGGUGGACGUCGCUGGCCAAACGGCACAGGACGGUACGGACACUUAGCGGGCUGCAGCAAACUGUGUGCACCACCUUGCAGUGAAACAUCCCCCCCCUGGAGAAUAAAGCAUCUGGUAGCUCAGACUGGAAGAAAGAGCACACUGGGACGUACAGCAUCGCGGAAUUAUUGAUAGAUAGGCUACAACACAAGCUCCCGCCAAGGGUUUAACUGGACACCAACAUGGGAAAAGAAGUCUCAGUCACCUUUUAAGAUGUUUCCUCACCACAGAGAAAGGGAGCAGCCGAUCUUCUGCGCCCGGGCCCAUGUUUUCCAGAUCGACCCCACCACCAAGAGGAACUGGAUCCCCGCCAGCAAACAUGCCGUCACCGUGUCUUUCUUCUACGAUGCCAACCGUAACGUCUACCGCAUCAUCAGCGUGGGUGGGACCAAGGCAAUCAUCAACUGCACCGUAACACCCAGCAUGACGUUUACCAAGACGUCCCAGAAGUUCGGUCAGUGGGCGGACAGCAGGGCCAACACUGUGUACGGGCUUGGUUUUGCUACCGAGCAACAGCUGCACCAGUUCUCCGAGAAGUUUAAGGAGGUGAAAGAUGCAGCUCGUCUGGCACGAGAAAAGUCACAGGAUAAAGAACUGGCCAACACGGCGCUAAGCAUCGCUGCUCCUCAGUUCUCACAGGACCUCUCGGAUGAACUCCAGUCUCCACCGGUGAUGUGUGUGAAUGGACCCGAGGACAAGCUGUUUCGCAGCCAGAGUGCGGACAUCACGUUGUCUUCUGAAAAGGAGCGCAUUAAAAAGAUGCUCUCUGAAGGGUCUAUCUGUGAGAUGAACCUGGAAGCUGAGUUCUUCUCUCUGCAGGACAGCAACACCAAACUGGUGGCAGCUCUGCAUGAGGCUAAUGCUAAUGUGGAGCAGUGGAAGAAACAGCUGACUGCAUAUCAGGAGGAGACGGACAGACUCAGAGAGCAGGUGGCUGAGCUCGAAGCCCACGGAGGCCACGGGCCCAGUGACCGGCUGAAGGAUGAGCUGACCCAGUCCCUGGAGGAGCUGGAGGCCCUGCUCAAGGCCAAAGAUGAGGAAAUCCACAUUUUGCAAAGCAAGAAAGUAGAGUACCACGAGAUGGAACACGACAGGGAUGAGGCCAUUCACAGAUUACGGGAGACAGAGAUGCGUAAUGCAGAGUUGGAGCGUCGCAUCCAGAACACGGAGCAGAACCUGAAUAACUCUCUGGAGGAUCGGGAUCGCAUGGACUCUGAAGUCCAGAGGGCCAUCGAAAUUCUGGACAUCAAGAUCUUUGACCUCAAUGAUCUUCGCCAGAGCCUGGUUAAACUCAUCGACAAAUAAUCCAACCCAAGAAAGAGAGACGGAACAGAUGACGGGGUUAUCUUUGUCGUGGCCAGUGCAGCGGGGCGGGAAGAAGAAAUCAAGAUGGAGCUGGACCGGUCCUCGUCAAGCACAAAAAGCAUCUUCUCAGCUGCAGGGGGGGGUGCUCCACGUCAGUGUUGCAGCAGUGGCUGUGCUCUGCAACACACUGCAGGUGUUGGGCUAGGCAACAGCACAUACAUUGUUUUGCUUGUCCAGUCUAAUGUAACGCUUCAUGUUGCUUUCAAGGGGUAACACUUAAUGCAAUAAAACCAACUUUAAGGUAAGUAUUUAACAUGGCUAGACGUUUCAUAUUGAGAAUUGGUGCUUGUAGUUUUUCAUAAGUAUGACUUUUUAUAAAUCAAAUGCCGAUGCAGUGUCAGUAUGAAUGAUAAGAGGCCUUUGUUUUUCUCCUUUUACACUGACAGGUUGAUAUUUAAACAUCUUUACAACAAAAUGAGACCAUGAAGUGAACGCAAAUAA
Molecule: messenger RNA, 2275 nt
Organism: Etheostoma cragini (Arkansas darter)
Lineage: Eukaryota; Metazoa; Chordata; Actinopteri; Perciformes; Percidae
Product: homer protein homolog 3-like
Exons: 11
Coding region: 683-1774 (363 amino acids)
Biological process (GO): G protein-coupled glutamate receptor signaling pathway; regulation of store-operated calcium entry
Cellular component (GO): cytoplasm; dendrite; plasma membrane
Molecular function (GO): G protein-coupled glutamate receptor binding
Source: RefSeq, a predicted model, not a curated record